AUGGGCAAGGAGCAUCAAGAAAAAGAAGAAGAGCAAAAGCAGCGCAAGAAUUCAUUGAGGAGUAAAGCAGCCCACUUUUUAUCUGAUCUAACUACUGUUUAUCUCAAUCCCAUUUCUGAAAAACCCUCAAAGUCACCUCCUCCACUUGAAGAGAAGAAUGAAUGUAGUCAGCUAGAAUCAGGCUCGAAGGACGGCUCUGGGGACUCUGUUGAUGGUCCUGAUACAUCUUCUUUUACUGCCUUUUUAUAUUCUUUAGUAGCAUCCUCAGAAUCUCAGACUAAUUCUAAGUUUGAUGGAGAAAACAUGUCUCUCGAGGAUCAGUUUAAACCAUCAUCUGAACCAACAACGAAAGAAAAUGGCAGGAAGAAGAGUUUGUUUUCGAGGGGUAAACAAUCACUUGGCAGAGCUUUCUAUCAAGCAGCUAAAUUAAGUGGCUUUCGAAACCAAGGCCCCAAAGGCAGUUCUGUUAUGGUAACUGAUGAUGGAAGUAAUUCUAAGGCUUCCCAAGAUGAGGAUAUUCAAAUGAAAACUUCAAAAGAGACAUUGCCUUUGGACAAUCUUCCGGAGACUUCUGAACCUUCGUUGCUUCUCUCUGAGAAAACUCGCAGUGUUCUUUAUGCUGCACUCCCAGUGACCGUCCAGGGACUGAAAUGGGUAUUGUUAUACAGUACUUGGAGGCAUGGUAUAUCACUUUCGACAUUGUACAGGAGAAGCAUGAUUUGGCCUGGCCUCAGUCUGCUGGUUGUUGGGGACCGUAAUGGCACAGUUUUUGGUGGCUUGGUUGAGGCACCCUUGAGACCAUCAAAUAAGAAGUAUCAGGGAACGAAUGAUACAUUUGUUUUCACAAAUAUAUCUGGCCAUCCUCGUAUAUUUCGUCCCACAGGUGUGAACCGCUAUUUUACUUUGUGCUCUACGGAUUAUUUAGCCUUGGGUGGGGGUGGUCACUUUGCGCUCUAUUUGGAUGGAGAUCUACUGAGUGGAUCAAGUUCGUCCUCGGAGACAUAUGGAAAUCCCUGUUUGGCGCACGCUGAAGAUUUUGUAGUGACUGAAACUGAGCUAUGGGGCUUUGUAUAUGCUUCCAAGUAUGACGAGGUGAUGUCUUCAUUGCAAACAGAAGUUCCAGGAAUUAGCAGGCUUGCUUCCAUCUGA
Messenger RNA from Fraxinus pennsylvanica, 1149 nucleotides. NCBI's taxonomy places the organism in Eukaryota, Viridiplantae, Streptophyta, Magnoliopsida, Lamiales, Oleaceae. The record is from the annotation of a GenBank genome assembly.